Molecule: messenger RNA, 624 nt
Organism: Aureobasidium subglaciale EXF-2481
Lineage: Eukaryota; Fungi; Ascomycota; Dothideomycetes; Dothideales; Saccotheciaceae
Exons: 2
Coding region: 1-624 (207 amino acids)
Biological process (GO): FAD biosynthetic process
Molecular function (GO): FMN adenylyltransferase activity
Source: RefSeq, a predicted model, not a curated record
AUGAUUACAUCGCAUCCAACUGAUAAGCAUUCAAGCCUGUCGGAGUUGUCCCUCUCCUACAAUGGAGGCAAGGACUGUCUAGUCCUCCUCAUCCUCUAUCUCGCUGCCCUACACGCACACUCAAUCAAAACCUCGACGCCAUUACCACACACUUUGGAAUCCGUCUAUAUCGUCUCGCCACAUCCGUUCCUCGAAGUCGAGGACUUUGUACAGCUCUCCAUCGAUACCUAUCAUCUGGAUCUGGCACGUUACGCCAAAUCUAUGCGACAGGCCUUUGGCGAUUACCUGCAUGAUAAUUCCAAAGUCAAAGCAAUCUUUGUGGGGACGCGGAGGACGGAUCCUCAUGGCGCUACACUAAAGUACUUUGACCCUACAGAUCGAGGAUGGCCCGCCUUUAUGAGGAUACAUCCGGUCAUCGAUUGGCAUUACGCCGAAGUGUGGACUUUCAUACGACAUCUAGACAUACCCUAUUGCUCUCUAUACGAUAAAGGAUACACCUCACUGGGAGGAACCACAGAUACACACCCCAAUCCCGUCCUGAAAGCAAGCUCGGACAAAAAUUCAUAUCGACCUGCUUACGAGUUGGUGCAGGAUGAAGAAGAGAGAUUGGGUAGAGAUGGAUGA